Olea europaea var. sylvestris is the source of this 678-nucleotide messenger RNA. RefSeq lists its product as uncharacterized. The record is from RefSeq and is a predicted model, not a curated record. Lineage: Eukaryota; Viridiplantae; Streptophyta; Magnoliopsida; Lamiales; Oleaceae. Bases 1 to 678 code for a protein of 225 amino acids. The transcript has 3 exons.
AUGUCAAGGAAAUUAUCAGGCUGCAUGGAGUUCCAACUUCUAUCGUCUCAGAUCGAGAUCCAAGGUUUACUUCCAAAUUUUAGAAGAGCCUACAAGAAGCUAUUGGGACAAAGUAGUUGGGAGUCAUUUCUAUCAUUAGUAGCGUUUGGAUACAAUAAUAACUUUCAAGCUACUAUUGGCAUGGCUCCUUAUGAAGCUCUCUAUGUGCAAGCAGUCGAUAAAAUUAGAGACAAAAUAAAGUCAGCUCAAGAUAGACAUGAAAGCUAUUCAAACCUUAAAAGAAAGUCUGUUGAGUUUGAAGUCGGAGAGAAAGUAUUUUUAAAAGUAGCGCUAAUAAAAGGGUUUCUAAGAUUUGGAAAGAAGGGGAAGUUGAAACCACGAUUCAUACGUCCUUUUGAAAUUCUAGAAAGAAUUAGAAAUGUGGCGUACCGUUUAGCAUUGCCACCUAGACUAUCGGCAGUACACAACGUGUUCCACGUGUCAAUGUUUAGAAAGUAUGUACAUGAUCCUAAGCACGUGAUAAGCUAUGACUCAUUAGAAGUGCCGAAAGACUUGACUUAUGAAGAGGCCCCCAUGGAAAUUAUUGAGAGAAAAGUGCAUGCUUUGAGGAACACGGAAGAAGCUACUUGGGAGAAAGAAAAAGAGAUAAGAGCCAAGUAUCCACAGCUUUUCAACUAG